Molecule: messenger RNA, 1371 nt
Organism: Tremella mesenterica DSM 1558
Lineage: Eukaryota; Fungi; Basidiomycota; Tremellomycetes; Tremellales; Tremellaceae
Exons: 4
Coding region: 1-1371 (456 amino acids)
Source: RefSeq, a predicted model, not a curated record
AUGCCCAAGCGACCUAAGCUCAGCACCAGUCGCACCGCCAAGAGCAAAGAAACAGCAAGGAUAACGUCAGCACCAAGUGUACUUCAUACUCGAGAAUUAUGUGAAAACAUCAUCCAGCACGUGUGCCAACACGAUCAACGAUCUCUCCUCUUGACCGACAAGAGCUGCUUUCACAUUGUCGUACCUUUCCUGUGGGAGACCGUAUAUGUCAGAUGUCACUGGCGCAAUCCCAGCAUAACCGAUAUUGAAUCGUGGACCGAUCUUUCUUAUUCACCGAGGGGGCAGUUGUAUCACAAAUACAUCAAUACACUUUUCUUCCUUGCUUCUGAAUCGGAUAUCAAUUGUCCAUUGUCGGCCAUGGGCUUCGAAAAAGGUCAUGCCCGGGAGCCGGAUUGGCAAUUGGCAAAAGCAACUAUCGAAAGAGCUCGCAAGUCGUGUCCGAACCUACAAUUGAUUUAUUACGACGUUUCCGAGCGUACCAAGAUGGUGAUGAAACUCUCGUUAGGCAUUGUUACCGAAGUCACGUGGAGAGAAGCUCCAAUGAGAUACCGAGACCCCUACAAGCCACACUUCUGGCCCGAUGCCAUAAAUUACUAUCCUAAAACGAUAUCCACCCUCGGUCCUUGGAUGCUAAAGACCCACUACUACGAGCGAGCUGUUGCUGAAACAAUGUCUACGACAAGCAGCCUCAACGACGACCCGGACUCGAAGCUCACCUUGAUAAUUCCAGCUCUUCCAGGCUACCUUGGGAGAUUGGACAUGGAGCGUCACUCGUCUAGAACCCCUGUUGAAGCCAUCAAAGUCACUCUUGGGUCUCAAGAUUCGUUGACCGCCCUUCUGGAAAUGGUGGGCUCUCAUCUUCGUUUGUUACGGCUCAAAAUCUCGUACUCUUCCGAUCUUAGUUCCGCCGGGGCAUCCUGCUUAGCUGCGACUCUCAAAUCUUCGUGUCCGGAGUUGGAAGAGUUACUUUUGUGUGGCCUUCUCGAGAAAGACUGUCAUAUCGCCUUGAUACGCAAGGCAUCGCCUCACCAGUCAGAUGGACCGAGACGCAUUGGUUUGGGGAUAAGUCAACCAAGUCCAUCGAUCCAAGCGCUUCGAUUCAUUUUCGACCUUGUCCUUCACUUUGAACGUCCUUCGCACAAUGACUAUUUUCUCCUACGAUCGUCUUGUUCACCACGUGGUUUACCCAAUGUACUACCUUCCGCUCAAUGGCGUGCAUGGGCCAUGGCCGACUUCACUACCCUUGGUCUCACGGAUCCUUAUCAUAUAGAUAUGAUGGCAUGUGACGACAACAAUCAAGCAAUACCUAUUCCGGACACUCGUGGAGGACCAGAGGCUAUUGAUGAAGGAUCGCAGGAAUCUCGAGGAUAA